AUGGCUGCACGAGUUUCUCGUCAACGUUAUGGAGGAGCACGGAGAAUGGGCAACGUUAUGGACACCUCGAGCGCGUUUGACACCGACGGCUCCGUGCUCCUUGUCUUUCACUCUGGCAACGGCGGCCCCGGUCUCCUCUUGUUUCACUACGGCCCCGACACACGUCUGUCUCCAUCUCACCGGCACCGGAUCUACGACAUGCUCUUUGAAAGCCUCCCUGUCGAUCUUAUCGCCGAAAUACUCGGUGAACUCGACUUGGAAUCGUUGAUCAAGAUGUCCAACCUCUCGAAGCGUUUCCAAUUGGUAGCUUCAGACGCCUCUCUGAAUCCAUGGAGAAGACCAAUAAUACGUAACCUGCGAACACACGCAUACGAGAAAGCUCUCAAACACCUAAGUGUUCGGACAUCCGUCCCGCGACAGAAUUGGGUUGAAAUAAUCUCAUUGGCUCGCCCUUCCUUCAUCCUUUUCGAGGCAACUCUACCUAAUUUGAAGGAAUCUGACUGGGAAGAGUGUUUCAGGCGACGCUUCCUACCAGGAUGGAGGAAAUGGCGGAAGGAUAGUCGGUGGAAGGAAGCCUUCCUGAAAAUGUUGCACAGAGUCUGGCACCGAAGUGUAACGAUGUGCACCGCUGACGAAGCUUGGACUAAGUAUAUUGUACUCAAUCGAAAUGGGUCGGCCAACGAACUCGAGGUGUCUUCGCGCAAUUAUAAUCCAUUUAAUGCUUUCAACGAAAUGAAGUUACAAAAUGACCUCUCCAACCUUGAGACACGGAUCAGGGUGGUGGUGGAAUUAGCUGACGUUCGUAUUUUGGCAUUCGGGACUCUCGCCAAGCCCCGCAGUCAUUUCCUUGUGAACCCGAACGCGCAUAUAUUUCUCAACCCUCCCGGAGUCUCUGACAAAGGGCAUGUUAAUUUCUUCUCAAAAAUGGCAGCCAAGCAGAAGGGAUUUAGUCUCAUUGACGAUCAUGGCGUCUAUCCCAUGUCGAAUGCAGCGAUUCCGGCUUACUUGUUCCGAGAAUACAGUAGCCCCACGACAUCGUACACGCGAAUGACGUACCCACAGCCGGCGCCUACGCACGCCAACUAUCCAUUUUUCACCCCUGGCGGAGGAGAUGCAAGAUGGAUCGAACAAGAUGAGAUUGAACAAGAGGGCCUACACUGGGUGGGUGCUAUGAUGAUUGUUGCACAACUCAUCUGUCCUGCAGAAGAAGAUGGAAACGGUGUAGGUCGGCACUUUGCAUCCUUCACCUGGAGUGAUUUGUGGGUUGUUUCGCCGUGGAUCGAAGAAAAAAUUACCAAGAAAAUCACUGGCGCUGGCUUGGGUAAUUGA
Messenger RNA from Cyclocybe aegerita, 1329 nucleotides. The record is from the annotation of a GenBank genome assembly. Lineage: Eukaryota; Fungi; Basidiomycota; Agaricomycetes; Agaricales; Hemipholiotaceae.